AUGGCAGCAGUGCCAGCAUUCAAAGCCGCAAAUGGCAUUAUGAAUCCGCCAACAGACGAGGAGACCCUUCUCAUGUACAUACCUGAGGAUGAGCGAGCGCAUGAAAUCGACGAGUUCAUAAAAACCCAUCCAGUAGCGGCAGAACUCCGAUUACGGCCAGAGUUCUCGGAAUCAAGACCUCAUUUAAAGGUUCCGGAAUCCUUCAAAUCACAUAAUCUCACUGCCGGGACGCUGAUGGGACCUGGAAGACUUGGUGUCCCGCCUUUUGUCUGGAGUGAGAAGGGCGGGAAGAGCCUUGUUUCAAUAACCUAUCUGGGCGAUGAGCUAUGUGGACAUCCGGGGAUUGUACAUGGUGGCUUGCUUGCUACACUACUGGAUGAGGGGCUGGCGAGGUGCUGCUUUGGCGCUCUGCCGAAUAAGGUUGGGAUGACGGCCAAUCUCAAUAUCAAUUAUCGGGCCCCUGCGCCGGCGGGCACUUUUGUUGUUCUGAGAGCGAAGACUACAAAGGUCGAGGGAAGGAAGGCAUGGGUUGAAGGCCAUAUUGAAACGCUUGUGGGAGAGGGAGAGAAACCUACUGUGUUGGUUGAAGCAUCUGCGCUUUUCAUCGAACCAAGACAAGCUGCCGUGAGUUCGAUCCUGACUAAGAACAACAUAACAUGGCACGAAGGCCUCUUGCGCCACGAGCGCAAUACAUUGCGCAAACAGCGCGGCUUCACAAUCUGGUUCACCGGCCUCUCCGCCUCGGGAAAAUCCACCAUCGCAACCGCGCUCGAGCAGCAUCUCCUGCACCUCGGCCUGGCCGCGUAUAGAUUAGACGGGGAUAAUGUGCGAUUUGGAUUGAAUAAGGAUUUGGGGUUUUCGGAGAAGGAUCGCAAUGAGAAUAUUAGGAGGAUUGCGGAGGUAGCGAAACUCUUCGCUGACUCCUCCACUAUCGCCAUAACAUCAUUCAUUUCCCCCUAUCUCGCAGACCGCAAAAUCGCGCGGGAACUGCACGCCGCUGCUGCCCAGGGCAAUGACGAGGCCCUACCAUUCAUUGAGGUCUUCGUCGAUAUCCCUGUCGAAGAGGCGGAGAAGAGAGACCCUAAAGGCUUGUACAAGAAGGCACGUGCUGGCGAGAUCCCUAAUUUCACGGGUAUUAGUGCCCCGUAUGAGGCUCCUGAGUCGCCGGAGAUUCAUAUCAAGAGCCAUGAGUUGAGUGUGGAGGACUCGGUAAAGAAGAUUAUGGAGUUCUUGUUGGAGAAGAAGCUGGUUCCUGCCGUUAAGGCAUAG
Venustampulla echinocandica is the source of this 1269-nucleotide messenger RNA. RefSeq names its product Adenylylsulfate kinase. Lineage: Eukaryota; Fungi; Ascomycota; Leotiomycetes; Helotiales; Pleuroascaceae. The transcript is spliced from 3 exons. Bases 1 to 1269 code for a protein of 422 amino acids. The record is from RefSeq and is a predicted model, not a curated record. Gene Ontology annotation, biological process: sulfate assimilation. Gene Ontology annotation, molecular function: adenylylsulfate kinase activity; ATP binding.